AUCAUAUUCAGUGUGUUUUCGUGGACCGUGUUAUCUUUCACCAAUCACAACUUUUCAUUUUUCAAUUUACAUCUUCGUUCUCUGUUUUCCUCCUUUUUUUUUUCUCCGAAAGCCCUUUCUUUUCUUCCUUGAUUACAUCCACGCGGUCAUGGAGGAAGUUAACGUUGUAGAAACUAAGGAUGGAACUGUUUCAGUAGCUUCUGCAUUUGCUGGUCACCAAGAAGCUGUGCAGGAUAGGGACCAUAAAUUUCUAAGAAAAGCAGUUGAAGAAGCAUACAAAGGAGUAGAUUCUGGACAUGGAGGUCCUUUUGGUGCUGUUAUAGUUUGCAAUGAUGAAGUAGUAGCUAGUUGUCACAACAUGGUUCUUAGUCAUACGGACCCUACCGCACAUGCAGAAGUUACAGCAAUAAGGGAGGCUUGUAAGAAGCUUAAGAAGAUAGAACUGUCAGAUUGUGAAAUAUAUGCUUCUUGUGAACCUUGCCCCAUGUGCUUCGGUGCAAUCCACCUUUCUCGAAUUAAGAGGUUGGUUUAUGGAGCGAAGGCCGAAGCAGCAAUCGCUAUUGGGUUUGAUGACUUUAUCGCAGAUGCAUUGCGAGGUACCGGAUUCUAUCAGAAAGCACAGCUGGAGAUCAAAAGAGCUGAUGGCAACGAGGCCAUGAUCGCGGAAGAGGUGUUCGAGAAAACGAAGGAAAAGUUCCGAAUGUAUUAGAUCUUUUUAAUUCAUUUCAUCACAUCUGAUUGAAAAUUGGCCAUUCCGGAUUGAUUGGCUUCAUUUAAAUUAUGGAAAUUGUUGAUAAAUAGAUUGGUUUCAUUUGGGAUGUAACAAUUUACAAGCUAGGAUUGGGAUUGUUUCUGUUGUACUACUAAUCUUCACACAGGAAGAUAUAUCAAAUGCAUUUCUUUACUUCUUUGCCA
This is a messenger RNA of Arachis duranensis, 915 nucleotides long. RefSeq names its product guanosine deaminase. The transcript has 5 exons. Gene Ontology annotation, molecular function: guanosine deaminase activity; zinc ion binding. The record is from RefSeq and is a predicted model, not a curated record. NCBI's taxonomy places the organism in Eukaryota, Viridiplantae, Streptophyta, Magnoliopsida, Fabales, Fabaceae. The coding region runs from base 149 to 709 and encodes 186 amino acids. Gene Ontology annotation, biological process: purine nucleoside catabolic process.